GGCCCGUCCGCCGCCCGCUCGGCUCGGCCCGGCCCGGGAGGCGUGCAUGCCCCGGCUGCCCGCGGCGCUCACCAGCAGCAUGCUCUAUUUCCAGAUGGUGAUCAUGGCAGGGACGGUGAUGCUGGCGUACUAUUUCGAAUACACGGACACGUUCACUGUGAACGUGCAGGGCUUCUUCUGCCACGACAGCGCCUACCGCAAGCCCUACCCGGGCCCGGAGGACAGCAGCGCCGUGCCCCCCGUGCUCCUCUACUCGCUGGCCGCCGGGGUCCCCGUGCUCGUGAUAAUAGUUGGAGAAACUGCUGUGUUUUGCCUACAACUGGCCACAAGGGAUUUUGAAAACCAGGAGAAAACUAUUUUAACUGGAGACUGUUGCUAUAUAAACCCACUGGUGAGGAGAACUGUGCGAUUUCUUGGAAUUUAUACGUUUGGACUGUUUGCUACAGACAUCUUUGUAAAUGCUGGACAAGUAGUUACAGGAAACCUGGCUCCACAUUUUCUCGCCCUGUGUAAACCCAACUACACGGCACUUGGGUGUCAGCAGUAUACGCAGUUCAUCAGUGGGGAAGAGGCCUGCACGGGCAACCCGGAUCUCAUCAUGAGAGCAAGGAAAACAUUUCCAUCCAAAGAAGCGGCUCUCAGUGUCUAUGCAGCUAUGUAUCUGACAAUGUACAUUACCAACACAAUCAAAGCCAAAGGAACAAGACUUGCUAAGCCCGUUCUUUGCCUGGGCUUAAUGUGUUUGGCCUUUCUUACUGGGCUCAACAGAGUAGCAGAAUAUCGAAAUCAUUGGUCCGAUGUGAUAGCAGGCUUUCUGGUUGGAAUAUCUAUAGCAGUAUUUCUGGUCGUGUGUGUGGUAAAUAAUUUCAAAGGAAGACAACCAGAAAAUGAGCAUAUACACACAGAUAAUAUGGCACAGAUGCCAAUGAUCAGCAUUCCUCGAGUAGAAAGUCCUUUGGAAAAGAACCACAUCACUGCCUUCGCAGAAGUCACAUGAUAUUGAAGCAGAUGGUCUUUCACUGCAUUGGACAUCGUCCCUUUUCACCAUCCAUUCAUAACACCCAAAGUGUGUUUG
Messenger RNA from Lagenorhynchus albirostris (white-beaked dolphin), 1075 nucleotides. It is a transcript of the gene PLPPR5, whose product is annotated as phospholipid phosphatase related 5. The record is from RefSeq and is a predicted model, not a curated record. The coding region runs from base 47 to 997 and encodes 316 amino acids. Gene Ontology annotation, biological process: phospholipid dephosphorylation; phospholipid metabolic process; signal transduction. NCBI's taxonomy places the organism in Eukaryota, Metazoa, Chordata, Mammalia, Artiodactyla, Delphinidae. The transcript is spliced from 6 exons. Gene Ontology annotation, molecular function: phosphatidate phosphatase activity.